CGAGUCGCUGGUCCAGCCAGUGCAAGACAUGGGCGCGCGCGCGCUUCGAGUGUUCGCAAGAGUUUAUGUGCUUUGUGCAUGCAGUAUCCGCAGAGGGCUCCCGGCAAUAGACUCGAGUGGCUUAAUUCGCACUUUAGUUAAACUGUAACCGCUCGCGCUCAUCUUUGCUCUUAGUGUGACCAAAACACCUGGACCAGCUAAAAGAAGUUGACGAAUGAUGUAGCUCGUGAUUUGUUCGUGGUGGUGUCUUAUUUGGCGCGUGCACAUCAGAACAUCGUUGACCAAGUGCCGAGGCGUUGCUCACGUGCGGUUCAGUCUUACGUAGUCGCUGCUAAUCGGUUUCGAGCGUCUAGUUUGUGCCCUCGAAAGCCCAAUUUUCGGCCAAGUGCGAGCACCGCUUCUGGAGGGAUCAGUGGUGAAGAGGCAUGGAGGUAGAGAGAAGAGCUAUGUGGUCCUAUGUCACCCACCUUGAAAGUUUGGGACUCACCCACUUAAAAGCUGCUGACUUGGCACUCGCCUUUCAAGCAGUCAGGACUGGAGCAGUGAGGCAGGUGGUCCCGUUCCCGACUAUUUGUACUCACAAUGGAAGUACACGGGUGUGCUGGAUAUUCCAGCAUCUUGCUCUCUGGAACAAGCUCCUGUGGGCCGCCAUGGCUGAGCUUCGGGAAGUGCGGCCUGGUAGGCUGGCCUUCGUGUCCCAGCACUUUCUCAGACUUGCGGAGGAAACUUGCCCUUACCAGCUGGAGUACACAUAUGCGUUGAUCCACUGCCUGCUUGCAAACCAUCGCUGUGUUGUUUCGGUCAUCGUCGACUCCGAAGUGCUGCAGGCUUACCCCGCGCUGUUCAGCGAUGCUUUGCGGCGCAGCACCUCUCUUGAGCAGCUGCAGAUUGACACUCCAGGAAUGGAGUUUGAUGAGGUGGGCGAGCUCAUCGUCGACGUGUGUGCCAACUGCCGCCUCAGGGAGUUGGUGUGCAGUGAGGGUAGGCUCCUGGGAAGUGGAAGCGAGGUACAGGCACGCUUCGCAGAAUUCUUGAAAAGGUCGACUACGCUGAGAGUGCUGAGCAUCACCAACAUAUCCCUUCAUUCCAACUGCGAGUUCGUCCUGGGCCCCCUGCAGGAGAAUUCGACGGUCACCAGGCUGACGAUUGACAGUGCAUGCAUUGAACUCGACAAUGGUGCUUCCCUGUCCAAGUUUCUCUCUGCGAACUCCGUGCUUGUGGAACUGACAGUGGUGAAGCAGACCUGGUGUGGUUCGUGCAACGUCGACCUCUUGUUCAAGAGUUUGGAAACAAACCACGUGCUUCGGAAGCUGAGCCUGCAGCGAUUCUCGUUCACCAUGGACAACACCAUCUCGAUGGCGGAUGCACUGACCGUGAACACAGCGCUUCAGGAGCUCGACAUCAGCAACAUUGAAUAUACGUUCAUACGACCUUGGCUCGGCAUGGCCGGGGAGAGCGAUUCUGUCACGAAGGCAAAGUCUAUGUGGGGGAACUUGUGGCGUGUUCAGCCGUUUGUCAAUGCUGUACGAAACAGCAUCUCUCUCCGGAGACUGUUGUUUGGACAUGUCUAUUUUCGCGACGACGAAUUGCGAAGCUUGCUUACAGCAGUGAGGGAGAGUCACUCACUUCAUCAGAUCCAGUUCUCACAAGUGACUUGCAGUGGCUUCUGCGAAUUCGUCAAGCUCGUUGAGGAGACGGACACCUUUGAUAAGGUUGCCAUCAGGCAUUGCUACUCCAAUGCCUCACUCUUUGCCGACUCCUUGCGAACAUGCGAGAGUCUUCCACUGACAGGAAGCUACAGCUUCAGGUUCCUCAACACCACACAUUUGAGGGAAAUAUGCUCCGCACUCAUACUAAACGACAGCAUUACUUCGAUUAACCUGUGUGCUGACCGACAAUUUCUGGAAAUGUUUGACGAACAGUGUGCCGAAUCAUUGGCAUCGUACGUAUCAUCGACGACCGCGCUAAAAGAGCUUCACAUUGCCAUUAGCAGCGUGGACAAAUCUGUCAACAGGAUUGUCUUGGCUGGCCUUUCGGCAAACACAACUAUUGAGAGGCUCGAAGUAUUCAGCGGUGCACUUUAUGAUAGUGAUGUGCGCAUGUUUGCCAAGUGGAUCCAGCAGAGCAAGACCCUGUACGAGCUCUCGGCGUCUUUCGUGCCGGACAAUGCAUCCGCCCUCUUCCUGUCGGAGCUGUUCAGUGGCCUCCAAGAUUGCUACACACUCACAUCCUUGACUAUCGCACGUUUCGAAUACAGUCAGGCUCACUGGCAAGUCAUACAGGACCUGCUGUCUAGAAACUCCUCGCUAACAAUGCGUGCCGUCCACUUUGCCAUGGGUUCGACACUGAAAAGGUGCGCAGCUGCGUUUGAACGUGUAUCAUGGCACCCCUUGGUGUACUACAGAUUGGCACAGACGAUGCCUUUGGACGAGGCGCGGCAGAAGCUGGAAGCAAGCAAGAAGCGACUGUUGAUGGACUUCUGGCAGUUGACUGGUGUUGUGAAGGAAGAUCUCUGCUGUCACAAGUGUAAUGAUGGCCGGCUUCAGAUAGACGAACUAAGCUUUGAUGCCUGGAUGGCUGUGCGCAAAUUUCUGAAAGUGGGCGAUGUUUUGGACGCUUCGUGCGUGUAGAAGAUUAAUGAGUUAAUGCAAAUGACCAUUCCGAGUGUGAGGAUAGCUUUUUUAAAUGACUGCAUGUGCUCAGCACACUUUGCGUGUGGUUGGUGUGAAUAUGUUCUGCGUUUUUUAGAUGGACAACUGUGUGUUCUUUGGCUAGUCACAUUGGCUUAGCAAUGUAUAGUUAUACAUGUCAAGUGGGAAGUUACCCAAGUAUAAUAAAAAGAUUUCUCAAUAAAGAAUAAAAAUAUCUUGCUCGAAAGCUGUAUAGUUAGUAGAAAAAGUCUCAUUUAAGAAUUUCUUGAGUAGAAAGAAAACUAACCAAGAUUUAUUUUGAAGUACCCGACGUUUCAAAGCCUAACGGCCCCUUCUUCGGAAACAAGAAGGCCUGAGAUGCACAACAUCUAUAUAUAUGCCUUCUUGCUGUACGUGCAAGGUUAGCCGAGACUCGUCACAAGCCCUAGCAGUAGUAGCGGGGCAAUGUUCCUGUGGUACGGCAGAUGCUUUCCCUCUGCCUGCUGUAUACGCGGAGAUUCCAGGAGGAGCCUGCUUGCUUGGUUAACCAUUUACAUGUGGCUCGCACCCAUUAUAUAGGAUUGUCCAUUAAACCUGCAGUCAAUAUGUAAGGAAACAAAGUAAAAUUUAGAUUAUUGUAAAUGAAUUAAUUGGUCGUCUAAGGAAUUAGUAUAGUACUAUAAUAUGAAGUACAAUCAAUUUGCUGAGAAGUCCAAAGAAAUAAAUUUUGAAUGAGAAUAA
Messenger RNA from Rhipicephalus microplus (southern cattle tick), 3371 nucleotides. It is a transcript of the gene mtTFB1, whose product is annotated as mitochondrial transcription factor B1. Gene Ontology annotation, cellular component: mitochondrial matrix. Gene Ontology annotation, biological process: rRNA methylation; transcription initiation at mitochondrial promoter. The record is from RefSeq and is a predicted model, not a curated record. Gene Ontology annotation, molecular function: rRNA (adenine-N6,N6-)-dimethyltransferase activity; mitochondrial transcription factor activity. NCBI's taxonomy places the organism in Eukaryota, Metazoa, Arthropoda, Arachnida, Ixodida, Ixodidae.